Messenger RNA from Plenodomus lingam JN3, 1200 nucleotides. RefSeq lists its product as uncharacterized. The record is from RefSeq and is a predicted model, not a curated record. Lineage: Eukaryota; Fungi; Ascomycota; Dothideomycetes; Pleosporales; Leptosphaeriaceae. Gene Ontology annotation, molecular function: hydrolase activity.
AUGCACCAUCAAAUAUCCAUGGCUCUCACGAUUGGCGCAUGGCAGAUUGCUUUCGUGACCGACCUUGGUGGUGGUGAUAAUGUAUCGGUGCUGUAUACAAACUUUGCGUCCAAGCACACAACCUCCGCUAUCAACCAUCCACAACUUCCACCACCCGCCUUCUCCCAAACCAUUGUGAACAUGGAGAACUUCAGAGCCAGCAAGUGCACCCACAAAAACGGCGAAAUCACAAACUACUACGAAGGUGGCUCUCCCAAUGGCACCCCCUUGAUCUUCAUCCACGGCUGGCCCGACAUUGCAGAGUCCUGGCACCACCAGCUCAACCACUUUGCUUCCCUAGGAAAAUACCGCGUCAUCGCCCCAGACAUGCGCGGCUACGCCGACUCCACAGCUCCUGCCAACAAACGCAGUUAUUCGCUUGAAGUCCUCGUCGGCGAAAUGGUCGAACUCGCCUCGCACCUGGGCAUCCAGAAAGCCGUCUGGGUGGCCCACGACUGGGGCUGCGGCGUCACCAACGCCCUAGCCGCCCACCAUCCAGACCUCUUCCUCGGUAUGGUCAACCUCGCGGUUCCCUACCGAACCAUAGAACUCGGACUCCCCUUUGUCAAGAGCCUCGUCAACCGGACCCUCUACCCAGAAGACGAGUACGAAUGGGGGCAAUGGGACUACAUGCGGUACUACGAGCUCCACGCCGAAGAAAGCAUUGCCAGUUUCGACGCACACGUUGACCGCAUCACACCGAUUCUCUACACCCGCUCCGACCCCAACAACUGGGGCAAACGCUCCUUCACCGCCACCGUCCAACGCGACGGCGGCUGGUUUGGCGGCCACCCAGAAAUGCUACCGGAGAUCCCAAUCGCGGCCACCAUCAUCGACGAGCACCAUCUCGCCAGCCUCGUCAAAUCCCACAAGAAGCACGGUCUCCGCCCCGCAAUCUCUUACUACCUCAACCACGACGUCAACGCCGAGUACGCAAAGAGCGAGAAGAACGCUGGUGUCCUGGAAUUCCCCGUCCUCUUUGUCGAUCCAAAGUACGACGGCGUUUGCAGUCCCAGCACGACGCCGAAGAUGGCGGAGCCGCAAAAGGAGUGUACCAAGGAUUUGACCUAUGAGACGAUUGAGUCGGGGCAUUGGGUGCAGUUGGAGAAGCCCGAGGAAGUCAACCGGGUUCUGGAGAAGUGGUUGAGUGAGAAGUUCUGA